Molecule: messenger RNA, 1455 nt
Organism: Daldinia childiae
Lineage: Eukaryota; Fungi; Ascomycota; Sordariomycetes; Xylariales; Hypoxylaceae
Product: Heterokaryon incompatibility protein 6, OR allele
Exons: 2
Coding region: 1-1455 (484 amino acids)
Source: RefSeq, a predicted model, not a curated record
AUGGAGCACUACUGCCAUGAUCCCCUUCCAGGACAGGGUUAUAUUAGGCUCGCUACCAUUCAUCCCGGAAAGUUUGAAGACGACAUCGUCGUUUCAUUCCAUACCUCAACAUUUCCUAAUAACACAUUGCCGUACGAGGCUCUCUCAUACGUAUGGGGUUCAGACAAAAGCCAUACACCAAUUUACAUCAGCGAGGAUAAUACCGCUAUAGCUAAUGGAUCACGGGAUGUCUCUCAAAUGGGAUUCAAACAACUUUGGGUUACACAAAACUUAGACGUUGCCCUAAGGCACCUACGUUAUGAUGAGGCGCCCCGAGUUAUGUGGACUGACGCACUCUGUAUUAACCAAACGAACGAAGUCGAAAAAGGUCCUCAAGUCGCAAUGAUGGGGGAGAUUUUCCGGCUUGCUUGUCGGGUGAUUGCUUGGCUUGGGCCAGAUGAAAAUGAUAGCAAUCGUGCUCUGCAUCUCAUGAACUAUUUUGGGUCUCAGGUUGAAGUCGAUUUUGUGAAGCAGGAAAUGAGACCUGUGGCGGGUUGCACCAAUCGUAGCAUCGGCGAUUGCAAUAUCGGCCUUCCUUUACAAGACAGAGAUGUUUCCUCGAUUUACCACUUGCUGUGUCGACAGUGGUUUGAAAGACUUUGGAUCAGGCAAGAAAUUUAUUUAGCUGGCCCGGAAGCAGUUAUCAUGUGCGGCCUGAAUCAAGUCAAGUGGUCAAGUUUCAGACGAGGUUUGGCGUGUACUUAUUUAAAACACACGCCGAACCUUACUGAACAAUUUAAUACCCGGAUGAAUGUCCUUCAUGGAUUUAUAUUUCAGGAAAACUUUAACAAGUUAAUGGAUUUAGACCAUAAAUAUAACAAUACGCAGUGUCUGGACCCACGGGACCGGCUCUAUGCGGUUUUGGCUAUGUUAAAGGACGAUGAAAAGGCAUUGAUCCCAUCACCGGACUAUACUCAACCUUACGAUAAACUUUACGCCACUGUCGUAAGAAACUGGAUUGGAAGCAACAAUUCUUUAAAUAUACUAUGUCAGUGUCGGCCUAAUGACGGCACAUGCCCGAGUUGGGUUCCUGACUGGUCGAAACCGGACACCAGAUCUAUUGUAUUCGCCCCAUACAUAUAUAUGUCACCGUUUACAUCCUGGCAUGAAUUUCCGCAUCCCGACGUACUGAGAGUUAUGGGCGUAUCUAAGUGUGUUGUCUCGGAAUAUCAUCAGCUGCCGCAAUUAUCAAACCACCGCAAUAUCCUUCUCGAGCAAAUACGAACCUUGCUGUUAAAGGUAGACCUAGAGGAGAAACACGCAACUAAAGACUAUACUAGGCUACUUGCUCACGAUAACUUCCCUUAUAGCUUCGAUCCACCCAUAUUCAAUUUCCCGGAUUUCGAAGUGGCGGAACAAUGCGUGGAGUUCAUCAUGUCUGAUCGUGAUAUCAACGGUGCCAGCAACAAGAAAUAG